AGACCCAUAGACCAGCGGCAGCGGCACCACCGGCUAUAUCGAACGAGCCGAAAGCGCCCGCCCCCCACGAUGGCGCCGUGGUGCGACAACUUGGCGGCGCCGCCCCGCGUCCUCGUUGCCCCCCGUCCUUCUGAUGCCAGUGAUCAAGGGGAUGUGUUGACACUUCGCCAUCCAAGAUCAGGAGAUGGAACAGGGUAUCUGUUUAUGGAUGGUCAACUUCAUGAGAUCAAUUGGUUUAAGGAGCGGUAUGGUGCUUGGUUCUUGGGAGAUUAUGUUUGUGAAGAUGGUGGCCUCUAUUAUUGCACCCUUGUCGACCCCGUAUGUCGAAUGGUAAAGAUCCAGGAAAGUUCAGACAACUGGAUGAAAUAUUGUACAUAGAGGGAUAUCCUGAAUAUCAGCAGCUCAUGAGUGUAGCUGGACACCAUAUGAAAUUGGGGUGUGAAGUAAAAAGUAGAUGUUUAACAUGUUUUAUUGUACUAUACCCUAUCAAGUCACUAUUCUCCUUCAUCUUGUGCUGCCAUGCACAUUUUGAUCUGUUCCUUGUCUCUGAUAUGACUUCUUGCCAUAGUGGCAAAUAGUUUUACGGAACUAAUUUUUCACAUGGAUGCUACCUUUACUGCAGAAGUAGCUAAUAUGAAGUUCUUUAGGCUGGACGAUUCCAAGGUCUUAUCUUGGUUGUGCUGUAAGGCACACUAUUUCGGUUCUUACCAUUGGUUACUUAAUUUGCAGCAUCAUAUUCUCUCUAUGCUUAUUGUUAUAAGAAACUAAGCUGCACUUUAGGUUUACUUCCGUAUUGCACUGUACAAAAGCAAUGAUUUAACCUGCAUACUGCAGCUAGGGUGAGAUGUUUACUGUACCGAGUUAAGAAAACAUGGAAAUAUUUUGUUCCGAUAAUUGAAUUAUCUUGCUUUUUGUCUCCAGUUUUUUGGUUACUCACCCCAUUUCCUUUGAAUAAGGGACUUAGAUAGUUAGAUUCCAUGUCCCAAAUUACUAUAAAGCAUGCCAUUGAGAUUGUUAGAAUGCUAAUCAUAUUGAUCCUCCAGACCUUUUUUUCAGUUUCCUUCGGUUAUGUAGGUCACGAAUAAAACUAGUAUUUAAGUUCACUGUGUUCUGAAGAGGGUAGUUAAGGCAUGAUCCUAAAGGAGACCCUAGGUAGCUUACUACAUCUGCUUUUUUGUACGCACCUGCACAACAUUCAUUUAUGUAUGUGAAUUCUAAAUCAUAUUUAUUUCAGUUCCUCUCACUGUUGAGGAUUACUAGUAUCUCGUCUUCUCAAUCUCUUACAGGUACACAACCUUAAAGAGGUCUUCCCCAAGUUGGGUAAAAAUUAUGCUGCCCAAGGAGAAAAAAGAACUAUUUUGUGCGCAAAUGUCCCGAUGGAGCUGCUUGCUACAGUGAAGGAGGCUGUCCAAAUGAUUCGUGAAUACCUGAAGGACGAACCACGGUUAACAUUACUCUGCAAUAAACUGCAGCUUGAUAUCAAUGAGAUCAUCGAUGGGACGAGCAAAACUAGCGAAGCUUCAUUUUGUGCGGAGAGUUCUCCCGCACCCUCUCGUCCCUCUGAGCAAAACUAGCGAAUGCUUUACUCUUCUUAUUGGCCGUAAGCUUUAAGCUGAAGCUCUUGUAAUGUGUCCAUACAGGGUAAGUUGGCAAAUGGUAUUGCCAAGUCAAGCAAAGGGAGACCAGCGAAGAAACCAAAGACCGAGGUAGGAUCCAAGAGCAUCAAAGACAUGUUCCGUAGGGUCACAAGGAGCCAUAUAACCCAGGCCUGACGGAUUUUGCCAUCAACGCCUCAGAAAUUGGAGCUGCCAAAAAUUAUCCCCAUAUUGGAUUUGUACACAUGCCAUUUUUGGUUCCCAGCCCAGCAAGGCAGCAACCACUCUGUGAAAUCCCAUGUAUUUAAGCUGCAGAAUGAUUCAUGCAGCCGAACGACUAACUGCAGAAUGAUUCGGGCAGUGAGCCUGUACUACCCUACUGGGAUGUAUUUGUACCGUAAUUCUUCGUACCGCCUUCCUGGCACAAGAGCUAAACGGUUGCUGUUGUCUGAGUA
Messenger RNA from Phragmites australis (common reed), 2050 nucleotides. RefSeq lists its product as uncharacterized. The transcript has 7 exons. Gene Ontology annotation, biological process: RNA catabolic process; ribonucleotide metabolic process. NCBI's taxonomy places the organism in Eukaryota, Viridiplantae, Streptophyta, Magnoliopsida, Poales, Poaceae. Bases 70 to 378 code for a protein of 102 amino acids. Gene Ontology annotation, cellular component: nucleoplasm; ribonuclease H2 complex. The record is from RefSeq and is a predicted model, not a curated record.